AUGCACGCUCGGGGCGGUUCGCAAUGGCAGAGCCGCCGGAAAGCGUCGCUUGGGCCGCUCCGGCGGGCCCAUCCGGCGUCGGGUGCGACCUGGAAUGUGCAGGUGGUGCGUGGCAAAAUGACGUCCCGUUGCCUGUGGCAUGCCUGCCGUGCUCUCGUCCUUGGCAUGGUGCUGAUGUUCGUUGGGGGUGGAAUGGCCACCGUCGGAUACUACGCCAACAACUUUCCUUCGCUGUCGGACGUGCGGAGCAACAGCUCGUCGUCGAUACGCGUCAAAAACGAACACCGCGGGUUGCACCUGAACAAUCUGUCGUACGUCGGUCCGAUCAUCAUGGGCGUGGGAGGUUUCAUCGUGGUGGCCUCGUGUGUGAUGACGUUUGAGGCGCGAGAUUCGGCAGCUAAGGUGGUACCGGCUCGGUUUAAAGUGAACGCUCAAGGAUCAGCUCGAAAUGCCAGCCGCAACAAUAACUCCCGACGAUCCACGGGUGUCUCGAACGGUCCAACGGCCAUCGUGGGAUCGCAGACCGCCCGCUGGGAGCAGCACUUGGGCGUCUUUCGAACUUCGCCCGCGACCGAGCAGGUCCCGGACCGAAAAGCACUCACAGCAGCCCUCGUGCACUUCUCCAAAGCCUUAGGGACACCCAAAUCGUCACCUCACCGACGACCGAGCGCGGGCCAAAGUCGGCGGGUGUCCCGGAGCGGUUCGGUGCCCAAUUUGUACGCCGAGAAGCUGAACGUGCCCGCGAUGGCAUCCGGUUCACCAGCCAACGUCCGUUCAGAGGGUCCAACUAGCCAUCGGCACCACCGAGGCUCGAGGGUAAGCAGCAUGGUGCAACGGUCAACGAGGGAAGCCGUCGGAAGCGGAGGACUCCUGCAUCCCGGGAUGCUUCAGUUCCACAGGCACGCUUUGUCGGUGGACGAACCGGAACCGCUGGCCAGGACCCUCAAUCAGGCUGGUUCGCAUGGGUCAGUCCAGUACGGCUAUGGAGGCGAGAUCGUGCCUGUGCACCGUCUGCGAGAUCGCAACAAGCGCUCGGAUACGGCCCGCCGGCACGUCCUGUCGCGUCAGACCAAGAUCGAAAAGGACGAAUCGGUCGGUAGCCCCAAGCACGGUCGCGUCAGCCGGCGCGCCUCCACCAUUUCGAACACAUCGGUGUCCUCGAAGUUGAACCGAAGCAGUCGGCGUGCCUCCACAAUCUCCAAGACGCCAAGUGUCGAUUCGCGUGGAGCCGCUUCGACGAUCGAGAUAAACAGCCCAGACCGGUCGCUGUUGCUUGGUUUGACGCCCCCACGGAAGGCAUUCGGUCCGAUUUCAACGCCGUCGGUUGAGAAAGAGUGCAGGAGCCAGCUGUCCAUCUGCUCGGAACCAGCGGCGAUCAGUCAGCGCAAUCUGUCCUGUCAAUCGAGCCUUGAGCCGUGCGUGCCGGAAGAGGAAAGUUCACCCGAGUACGAACAGGCGGACGAGGAUGCGAAGAAUAAAAAGGACGCUACUGACGGCGACGGAGGACUCACCCACGGAAAACAACCCACCCCUUCGGAGGUGCCUCCCGCCACGGAAAACCCACCCUUACGGCCGGACUCGCUAGUACUCACCCCCAAGACAGCCGGCACGGAAGAAACGGCCAGCCGACAAGUGCAUCUCCAGCGAAGCAACUCGACCAAAAGCUUCCGCAAGCCAAAACCCAAAGUAACGGGCAAAAAGCUUAGCAACGAGUACGAUCAAAUCUACGUCAUUAGCUCCGGAGCUGCCGGAGCUGCCGGAGGUCCGGGGCCAGCCGGAAGCCAACGCUAUCCUAAUUUCCAACCGCAUGCGCACCCCACCGACGACGACCAUUACGAUUCGAUCGAGGUCAUCCACGAGCGGCGGAGCAAAAACUUUUCCAAAUCACCGGCACCAACAAGCCCGCAGGACGAAGGACACGUGGCUAGCGGUUCGGGAGAGGGCGAGUACCGGAAGAUGGGAUCGAACGUGAUUAGCGUCGUGGCGGACAUAUCGCCUGCUCCUGCCAGCAACGUAGUGGAAUCGUGCGCGAGCAAGGAUACGCUUCCGGAAGUGGCGAAUGAUGCUGGAUCGUCUGAAGUGACGCAAGCGAACGGCAUCGUUACGACAACCGAAGGCGACCAAAUGGUGGCCGCGAGCUACCCGAAGGAUCAAACCCCUUUGGCACUGGGGCCGAGAAAGGACGAGAACAAAGACUCACAAUAA
Molecule: messenger RNA, 2205 nt
Organism: Anopheles nili
Lineage: Eukaryota; Metazoa; Arthropoda; Insecta; Diptera; Culicidae
Exons: 7
Coding region: 1-2205 (734 amino acids)
Source: RefSeq, a predicted model, not a curated record